Molecule: messenger RNA, 239 nt
Organism: Prorocentrum cordatum
Lineage: Eukaryota; Dinophyceae; Prorocentrales; Prorocentraceae
Source: the annotation of a GenBank genome assembly
AUGCACCUCAGCGGCGAGAUCACCGCCGCCCCGACACUCAGGCCGCUGAUCCAGGAUAUGACUGUCACCCACCCCGGUGGCUUGUAUGGCGUUGGCAUGGACCAUAACGCCACCACCCAGAUCUAUUGGGCUCAUGGCCGUCUUGCGGCCAAGCGCACGGGCACGUGCAUUUGUCCGGACCCCAACGCGUGGGUAUACGCCUUCAUGCCGCUGGCGGGUUGCUCCGAGUGCAUGCGCAG